GGAUUGGAGAGUAUGGCAUUGUGAUAAAUGUAAUAAAUGUAGUUGGGGUUCUACUUUACCAUGUGAACGAUGUGGAGAUAGCAAUAGUGAUAGUGAAUUAUCUGAUUAUUUUUAA
Messenger RNA from Rotaria sordida, 115 nucleotides. The record is from the annotation of a GenBank genome assembly. Lineage: Eukaryota; Metazoa; Rotifera; Eurotatoria; Philodinida; Philodinidae.